Molecule: messenger RNA, 2700 nt
Organism: Strongyloides ratti
Lineage: Eukaryota; Metazoa; Nematoda; Chromadorea; Rhabditida; Strongyloididae
Product: Phosphatidylinositol-binding clathrin assembly protein
Exons: 5
Coding region: 1-2700 (899 amino acids)
Biological process (GO): synaptic vesicle budding from presynaptic endocytic zone membrane; clathrin-dependent endocytosis; clathrin coat assembly
Cellular component (GO): synaptic vesicle; clathrin-coated pit; extrinsic component of presynaptic endocytic zone membrane
Molecular function (GO): SNARE binding; phosphatidylinositol-4,5-bisphosphate binding; 1-phosphatidylinositol binding
Source: RefSeq, a predicted model, not a curated record
AUGCAGACAUUGGAAAAAGUAUUACAUCAACAAAUGCCUUUUACAUCUGGUGGGCAAACGAUUACAGAUCGUCUUACAGCAGCUAAACAUUCAUUAGCUGGAUCACAACUUGGAAAGACAAUUUGUAAAGCAACAACAGAAGAAUUAAUGGCACCUAAAAAAAAACAUCUUGAUUAUCUUUUACAUUGUACUAAUGAACCUAAUGUUUCAAUUCCUUCAAUGGCUAAUAUGUUAUUAGAACGUAUUCAAAAUCCAAAUUGGGUUGUUGUAUACAAGGCAUUGAUAACAAUGCAUAAUAUUAUGUGUUAUGGUAAUGAAAGAUUUUCUCAAUAUCUUGCAUCAUGUAAUGCAACAUUUAACUUGACUAACUUUAUUGAUAAAACUAAUGCUUCCGGUUAUGAGAUGAGUGAACAUGUCCGAAAAUAUGGAAAAUAUAUUUCUGAAAAAAUUGCUACUUAUAGAAUUUGUGCAUUUGAUUUUUGUAAAGUUAAAAGAGGUAACGAAGAUGGUUUUAUGAGAAAAAUGGCUAUUGAUAAAUUACUUAAAACUUUACCUAUUCUUCAAAAUCAAAUUGAUGCAUUAUUAGAAUUUAAAGUUAAUUCUUCUGAUCUUAACAAUGGUGUUAUCAAUUGUUCAUUUAUAUUAUUAUUUAGAGAUUUGAUUAGACUUUUCGCUUGUUAUAAUGAUGGUAUUAUAAAUCUUUUGGAGAAAUUUUUUGAGACCAAUAAAAAACAAUGUCGUGAAGCAUUAGAUGCAUAUAAAUCAUUUUUAGCUAGACUUGAUAAAGUUGCCGAGUUUCUUCGUAUUGCUGAGUCUGUUGGAAUUGAUAGAGGAGAAAUACCUGACUUAACACGUGCUCCAGCUUCUUUAUUAGAAGCACUUGAAACACAUGUUUAUCACUUAGAAGGAGGUAGAGGUCCACCACCAGCAACAAUUCAACAAACAGUUAAUCAAUCACUUUCUCAAACAACAAUGUCAAGAGAUAUGAAUCAACAGGCUUCUGGAUUUGUUUAUGAUGAAAUAGCAAAACAAAAAUAUUUAGAAGAGGAAAGAGAACGUCUUCGUCAAUUUGAGGAACAACGUCGUGCUCAAUUAGCAAUGAAUCCAGGACAACAGCAUCAAAUGCCUCAACAAUCUCAACAGUUACCUACUAAUUCAUAUGCUCCAAUGCAACCAAAAACAGGAGAUUUAUUAAAUUUUCUUGAUUCAGCUCCUCAACAACAGCAACAACCAAUACAACAACAAAAUCCCUUUGGAAUGCAACUUCAAAAUCCAUUUGGAAUGAAUCAACCUUUUCCCCAACAAUCUACUACAACUAAUUCUUAUCAACAACAAAUGUAUUCAGGACUUCAAGCAACACCCCAACCAUCAGUGCCAUCGACUAUAAGUAAUACACCAAAAUCUUCCUCUGCUACUCAAUCAUUAUUGGAAGCUGAGUUUGCAAAAAUUUUUAAUACACCAUCAGAAACAGAAACUAAUACAAAUAAAUUAAAUUCAACAAACGGUAAAUUGAUCUCACCACCGGCAACAACUUCUACAAAAUCUAAUAUUGUAAAGAAUAAAACAAAUGAUCCAUAUUACAAUACAUAUGUACAACCACAAAUGGCUGGACAACAACAAUGGAAUCCAUUUACACAACAACAACCUAUGUAUAAUCAGCCUCAGGGAUUUAGUCAACAGCCACAAUAUCCUACCACUCAACAAAACAUGCCACAACAACCUAUUCCUCAACAACAUGCACCCAUACCAUCAAGGCCACCACCACCAACUAGUAAAAUUUCACACUCAUCACAAGGGGAUCCUUCUCAACAUCUUUCUAGUGUACCUUCACAACCUGAAACAUCAGAGGUACCACAACAACAAACACAAGUUCCUAAUAUGGUUCCUUCUUCUGAACCACCAUCAACAAUACAUCAACCAGAAAUGCAAAAAGCACCAGAAAAUAUACCACAACCUACAACUGAACCAACACCAGAGGUUGUAGCUCCAAAAAUUUCUGAAACUUCUGCUCCACCACAAGCAACUCAAAAUAUUGAUAUUCAACCAAAUUCAUCUAACCUGGGAAUUUAUGAAAAUACUCCAUUUAGUGGAAAUGAUGCAAGUUAUACAUCUUCAUCAUUUUUAGAACAAUAUGUUCAACAAAAUGGUUCUGAACAACAACAACAACAACAGACACAACCUAUUGGUGUACCUGAAGUACAACAGCAACCUCAAGAAACAUUACCACAACAACAAAACAUCUACCAACCACCUAUUUCUCAAGGACAACAAUAUCCACCAUCACAGGGAUACAUACCACAACAACAACAACAACAAAAUCAGGGUUUUGAUCCUUUUUCAUCAGUAGGACAAGUUGGUGAUUUAUCUAUUUCCGGUAAUACAAAUUACAACAAACAAAUAAAUUGGGCUGGAGGUCCAACAAUGAAUCAACAACAACAACCACCAAGACCAAUGCAACCUCCAAUGGGUGGUAUGGUGCCACCAAUUCAACAAGGAAUGUAUGGACAAAAUUCUACAAUUUCUCAACAAUGGCCUCAACAGGUGAAUCCCUUUGCCAAUCAAAUGCCUAACCAACAACCGAUGUAUGGAGCUCCAAUGAUGCAACAACCACCAAUGGGAAAUCCUUUUGGUGGAAUGCCACCACAACAACAACAACCAAGUUAUCAACAACCACCAGGUGGUUUUAAUCCAUUUCAAUAA